AAUUGAAAAUAAUAGAAAUAGAAAUGAUGGAGCUGAAGUUUCAAGUUUAACAAUGUAUGGAAAGAAAAAUUCUAUUAAAAAGACUUCUCAAGAAUAUAAAGCAUCGCAAUCCAUUCAAAAAGAUGAAUCAGUUUCAAAAAACCAGUCAUCACAAAAUUAUAUGCCUCAAUGUGAACUUCGCGAACAACUACAACCUAACAAAAAUACUUUUAAAGUAAAAGAAUAUACUUCUAAACAGCGCUUUAAUCAAAUAUCCAUACCAACAAAUCCUGCUUGUGUAAUACAAUCGUCAGCAACAAGCGAUAAAUCAAUUAUUCCAAAAGCUUCCAGUUCUUCGAAUGCAAACACUAAUAUGAUUCAACAACAACAUAUUAUUAAUGUUUUUCAACAAUUAUUUAAGAAAUUAAAUCAACGCUUGGAUAUUAUUGAAAAGAGAGAAAGUGAAAAUCAUGUAAUGUUGUUGCGAUUAACAAAAGCAAAAAAUAGAAGAGUCCAAUUGAUGCCAAAAUGUUUUCCAUUUAAAUCUAUUGAAAGUUUAAUAAACUUUGAUAACGCAACUGAUGAACUGUACGAUGAAGUUGUAGAUUACUUCAUUUAUAUAGGUGGAUUAAAUCCUAUUGAUUGUGCUGCAAUGUAUUUCAAAUAUGCUUUUCAAAAUGCUGAGCAAAUUUCGCUGCAAGUAACUUGACAUGGAACGAAACAGUUAAAAGCUUUAAAACAUACUCGCUUCGCACAUGCUUGUGAAGAUGCAAUCAGCAGUAAUUUUAAUUUUCCAAAACCACGACGACAUGAAUUUGAAGAUGCUAUGAUAAAAGCUCUGAAGAGCACGAAAGAGCGUUUUCGCCGACAACAAAAAAGAUCUACAUGUGAUGUAGAAAAUGACGAUAACGAUGAUGAUGAUAACGAGCCCGAAGAAUUUGGGAAGAAGAAGAAAAAUUGUUAGAGAUGAGCGAAAAAAUGACACACAUAGUCAAUCUAAUAUUGAUUAUUCUGAUGAUGCUCAGCAAGAAAUAAUAGAAG
This is a messenger RNA of Camponotus floridanus (Florida carpenter ant), 1020 nucleotides long. RefSeq lists its product as uncharacterized. The record is from RefSeq and is a predicted model, not a curated record. The coding region runs from base 53 to 688 and encodes 211 amino acids. Lineage: Eukaryota; Metazoa; Arthropoda; Insecta; Hymenoptera; Formicidae. The transcript is spliced from 7 exons.